AUGGCAGACCCUGAGCACCCUCCUGACCCCUCGAAGGCUGCGGAACACGAGCAGCAUGUGGGGAAAGCAUCCGCUGACCGUCUCCGCGGACUUUUGUCCUCGGCCGCCGGCGAAGAACGAGUGCUGGCGACAGUGAACUAUGUCGCCUCAAUUUUGCAUCACCUGUGUGCGUCGGCGCCAUGGAUCGCAUUACAAACGCGACUAUCUCUUCUUGCGCGACUGAAGGACCGAACUGCAUCGCAACAUGUGAAACCCGCCCCGGCGGGCUCUAAAUCCAAAUUCUCUGCUCUUUCUUCCCUUGCUUCGGAGACGCGAUACAAUCUACGCCUGUUCGGCCUCAUUCCUCUCUGGGUCUGGGGAUCCGAGACUCUCAGAUCACCCCCUGCCGACCCGGUCAUCCGCAUCCUGACCAUCCUACAAGUCAUCUCCAACGUGAUCUACCAGUUCUUGGAGAAUGUGGCACACCUAGCAUCGAAGGGCGUUAUCUCGAGGAAGUUCGUUGACAAGUACGGCGGACCCGUGAAAUGGGAGAUCUGGAGCACACGCGGCUGGUUUGGACACAUCUUCUUUGAAUUCUUCGUUCUCUGGCGCCAACACGUGCUGCGCAAGAGACGUGUUGCAGCCCAGCGCGCGGCAGCCGGCACUACCGAGUCGAAAGAGACCAAGGCGGAGGAUGCUGAAGCUCUGCGUCUGGAGAUCCGCUCAUGGAAAAAGACUCUUGUCAACAACACAUUCUGGGCUCCUUUGUGUCUUCACUGGUGUUUCGAGAAGGGCAUCGGUAUUCCGGACCACCUUGUUGGGAUAAUCAGUCUCGGGGCUGGCAUUUGGGGUCUAUGCGACUCCUGGGCUGCCACAGCCAAAAAAUGA
Molecule: messenger RNA, 867 nt
Organism: Penicillium cinerascens
Lineage: Eukaryota; Fungi; Ascomycota; Eurotiomycetes; Eurotiales; Aspergillaceae
Exons: 2
Coding region: 1-867 (288 amino acids)
Biological process (GO): peroxisome fission
Cellular component (GO): peroxisomal membrane
Source: RefSeq, a predicted model, not a curated record